AACAAAAAUUUUCUUGAGCCCAAAAAUGGAAGGAAAAAACAUUCUGAGUUUGGUGUUGGGGUCUCUAGUUUCCAGAGUCCACAGAAUAGCAGAAAGCUUAUUCUUUUUCCUCGAUUUAGUUCCAAUUUCUAUGAAGUGCUCAAGAAACAGAAAUAAACAAAUCCAUGAUAUUUGUGUUCAUGAUUUGAUGAUACUGGUAGGAUUAGCGAUGCUGGAGAACUUUUUCAUAUGAUGGCCCAAAGAAACUUUAUUGGGUAUCUUCGUUGCAAACAGUGUGGUAGAAGAUGCUCAUGAAGUGUUUGAUAUAAUGCCUCAAUGAUUUUCAAACUUACACACAUAUAUUGUUUCUAUAAAAAUGUUGCUUCUGUUGUGUUGUGAUUUGUGAGGCUGUGAUAAUCUGACCUACUAGCAGGUUUUCUAAGUGAAGUUAUCUGUAAGAUAGAAUUUUCAUUUGAAAGGAAGCACUCAUGUCUUUAAACUUCUGCGCUGUUUUUUCACCUUAGCUCAUAUUAUUCAUCUGAAUAUUGCUAUAGACCCGUCCUAUUUAAAUACUUGUGUUGCUUUGAAACGUCUACUUUAAGUUUUAGAUGCUUGAGGAAAUUUUACAGUGGAUGAUCUGCACCUAUGAUCUAUGUGCUAAUCUAAUGCAAAUAUGUAGAAAUUAAGAUUAAAAUUUAAGAACCACGUGUAGCUGAAAAUAUUACAGUCAAAUUUUAGUCCACAUUAAAUCCCUGGCUGGCUAUCUUUCUGGUUCAAACUUACUGAUUUCUGAUCAAGAGAACAAUGGCUCUGUCAAUGAACCUGAUCCAUAUUGGUCUCAACUUUCACCUGAGUACUAAACCCAAAGUUGGGGUCUCUGGAAGCUUUAUGUCCAGAUCUUCAGCAGGGCUUCGUGUUCGAGCUGUCCAAGAUAAUGGCGGAUCACGGAGACUAGUUGACAUCAUUCGACUCGUGCCUGAACUCUCAAGGAAUUACUUCAAGAGCCCUUCUCGCAGGACUCUAUUCGGUGGAAUCUCCUUGCUGGGUGGAUUCUAUGUUGCACAGACAAUCUCCCUAUCAUUUGGAGCUCUAGGAGUCAAUGAUGUCAUUGCAGCAGUGCUUUGUGUUCUUCUUACAGAGUAUGUGACUAAGUUCUAUUACAGCAGGCCUAAAGUUACUUUUCCUAUUGCUCUUCUGAACAAUUUCAAAAUGGGUUUCACUUAUGGUCUCUUCAUUGAUGCCUUCAAGCUUGCCAGUUAAUCUUUAUUGAUAUCUUAGUGCAACUUCUCCUAUUCAAAAUUUGUUCCAUUAUUUAUCAAGAAAAAUAUAAUUAAGCCCCCUAAAUUACAGUCCAUGUAAAAUUUACACCUUAAACUUUCAAAUAUGUAAUUUGAUACCAAGUUGUAAAUAAUGCACAAAUAGUGGAUCCAAUAUUGCUGUCAGCAUUAGAAUUAGUUAGGUUAUGUAUUCUCAUCAAACCUCUCAAAUUAUGGUGAAAGAACAACAGAAUGUUUUGGUUUUGUGGAAACAUUUCUUGUCCAGUUAAUAUCAUCUUCAUCAAUGUUAGGUGAGGUGAUGGUAUUAAAACAUCACUUUUAGAAGAGGAAUGUUGCAAUUCAAGUUCAUUUGAUGGGUAGAAACCCCCUAUUAUGCCUGAAUUUAU
Molecule: messenger RNA, 1642 nt
Organism: Arachis stenosperma
Lineage: Eukaryota; Viridiplantae; Streptophyta; Magnoliopsida; Fabales; Fabaceae
Exons: 3
Coding region: 784-1239 (151 amino acids)
Source: RefSeq, a predicted model, not a curated record